AUGAGUAAAUAUAAUUCACCUAAAAAAAAAUAAAAGAGAGCGACGAUCUCUUCUAUUUCCUCAAUUAAAUUCGAUAAUUCAGAGCAAAGAUCACCAAAUAAUGGACAGUUCGGAGAUGACUUUGUUGAUUUUGAGGAUUAUGAUUUAGAAGUUUUAAAUUUAGAUUUUAUGUAUCGAUAUAAAAACCCAUAAAUUUUAGCUGUCCAUCAACGGGAUAGUGAAAUAACUGCAGAUGAAAUUAUUAGAAAAUUAGUUUCAACAGCUAUUCAUUAAGUAUAAGAAAAUGAGCUAAACAUGAAAAUCCCAUAUCACUCUAUAAAGAAUAUACUUAAUACUGUUGAAGUUGCUAUGAAUGUAAUAUUCUUACAGCCUGAAGAUAACAGAGUAGAUUUUGCAACAAAAGGACUGCAAGAAGAUGUGGAACCAUAACAUAUUUUCAAAGAUACAUGGCUAAGAUCUAAAGUACAUGUUGAUACUUUAUACAGAGAAGAAGAAGAACCUUAUUAAAAUUCAGUUUAAAUGCUACCCCAUUCAAAGGUUAUGGAUAUCUAAUCAAAAAGAAGGUCAAGUAAGGCUAGCUCUGUUGGAUUCUAACUUAAAAAAAAUUUAAAUGAUUAGAGUUCAUAGGCUCUUAGAAACCUCAUUCCUGCACCUAUUGAUUUGACUGAACCUCUCAACAUAAGCAUUACUGAGGAAAAGCUUAGGCAGAAAAAAGAAAACGAAAGAAAAGAAAGAGAAGAAAAGGCUAUUGCUGAUAACCUUAAGAGAUAGAACUUGAUAAAUGAAGAGUAGUAAAAGUUUAAUAAAUUUUAAAAAGAAAAUAAAGCAGCUGGAUUCACAUAUGACUAUAAUGGAGAAUUAUUAGCAGUUCAAAAGGUGAAAAUAAAUAAGCUACCUCCUUCAGCAUAAACCAUUUAGUUUGGAUUUAAAGAGGAUGAUGAUGGAAAAAUAAAAGAUGUUAAAAAAAAGAAAAAAGUUUUAAAAUCUGAUACUGUAAAUAAAUUUAAAAAAGCACCUGAAUAAGAAAAGGAAUUUGCUAAAAUGAUAACAAAUCAGCCUCCUAUAUUAGAUAAUAUCCCUUUGAGUUAAGGUGUAGCUCUAUUAUUUGAAGGAAGAAAGAGAGUUGGUCCUCGUCCAAAUACUGUGGACAUGCAAUCACUAACUCUAACAGGUGGAUCAAAAGUUAGAAUGGGAAGAAAAUAAUAUGAUGAAAUAAUUAAAAAUGGAGGAUUUAAUAGAGGCAAAAUUGAUUAAAAUGAAUAAAAUAAUAGGCUUUUGUAUAGUGCUGGAGAUCCUCGAUUUUAACCUCAACAUGAUGAGAAUCAAGAGAUGAAUACUAUCGAUAGAUUGAAAUUUUUGUAAAAAAUAUAAAAUUAAACAACUGGAACCCUUCCUUCCAUUUAAAAGGGUAGCAUAAAAAUUCAAUCAGCUAAAAUUUAUGAGACAUUAACAUAAACUAUUGAUGAAAAUGAAGAAAUUGAGCUUAAAAAGUUAAAAGAAUUAGAAGCUAAAAAGAAAGAGGGUCUUCAUUAAAUAUAAUCUGCUUAAUUACUUAAUAAAUCUCCUGUGGAUGAAUUUAAUUUACAGAUAACGAGAUAAUCUGAAUGGGGUAAAUCACACUACGGAUCUGGGGCAUAACUUAUGCAAUACAAUAAGCAUAAACCAACAGAAAAAGAUUUAAUUGAAUCUUUAGGAAAAAAUAAACUCAAACCAAGAGAAAGACUUGUUCAUACUCCAAAUACACUCUUACCUGUUUUUGAUUUAAGAGCUUCUACUUCAGAAGGAUUCUUUAGAAAAAAUGUUAAAACAAGUGAGAGCAACAGACUACCAACAGGUAAUCCAAAUAAUAAUAUUAAUAACAAUUCUUAAGCAAAUAAUAGUAACGUAACAGCAAGCAAUCUUUCCAAGAAAGAUUGA
Messenger RNA from Tetrahymena thermophila SB210, 1917 nucleotides. RefSeq lists its product as hypothetical. The record is from RefSeq and is a predicted model, not a curated record. NCBI's taxonomy places the organism in Eukaryota, Ciliophora, Oligohymenophorea, Hymenostomatida, Tetrahymenidae. The transcript is spliced from 7 exons.